Drosophila miranda is the source of this 412-nucleotide messenger RNA. RefSeq lists its product as uncharacterized. The record is from RefSeq and is a predicted model, not a curated record. The transcript is spliced from 2 exons. Lineage: Eukaryota; Metazoa; Arthropoda; Insecta; Diptera; Drosophilidae. The coding region runs from base 26 to 397 and encodes 123 amino acids.
AUGAACUGGCACAUCUAUAUACUGUAUGGUUAGUGGCAUGAGCCAGAACCGCCGCUAUCGCGUUAAUGUAGUACACGUAGAUUUCGGCGGCGACAAGUGGAAUGGCGGCAACAAACAAGGCCGCUCAGUGUCCAAGGGCUAUGAAGAGCCCGAUCUUUACGGCGAAGAUGAUGACGAGGAGGACCCGGACGCCGCCAAGAUAGAAGAUAAUGUUUCUGGCGGCUAUAAACUUUCUGUUCAGGCCAGCAGCAGAUACAUAAGUGCCGCGCACUGUGCCAACUUCGUGCGCUCCGGUCCCAACUCGCUCUCGCGCGCUCGGAGGGGCGCUCGGGAGAUUUUACGACCCACGCUCCACCCGGCGCUCAAGCCAUCAUGGAGCAUAGAUCGUAAGGCCUAGUUUAGGGACGUUUCA